GGCCGCGGUGCGCUAGCUUGAUCAGGAUUACCCGUGUCUUCCAAACUGUCCACGGAUGUGCGUCAACACCACGACUUCUUCUAGCUGAUCAGUCAAUUGACCCAAGCGGAACGAUGGCACCUCUGCUUCAGAUGUGGGCUUUCCCCAGCGCUAUAGGAUUCAUUGUCUGGCUCAUGGCCACAUGGUAUGGCGAAGUGAUGCACAAAGUCCCGAACCCCUACCUGGACGAGUACUUCCAUGUUCCCCAGGCCCAAAAGUACUGCAAAGGCGACUACUCAUGGGACCCAAAGAUCACAACACCACCUGGCCUAUACUUGAUCUCCAAACUAUACAAGCCACUGUUAGGCUGUGAAAUAGGUUCUUUGCGGCUUGUGAAUGCCCAAGCCCUUUGUGUCAUAUUGGUCCUUAGCUAUGGUAUACUGCGUAUACUUCGAACGCGUGAUAACCGAAGCAAAAGCUUGACCGAGAAUGAAAAGAAAGCAAGGCUGAACCAUGCCACACAAGACUCUACCUAUAUGGUUGAUGUUCAUUCCGCUCUCAAUGUCGCGCUGUUCCCCCCUCUUUUUUUCUUCUCGGCGUUGUACUACACAGAUGUGUGGUCGACUUUGGCGGUCUUACUGGCGUUUUAUGCGUAUCUGGCUAAUUCGCAAUCGAUUCGAACUGUCACGGGAUAUUCCAGCGCAGUGUCUUUUGGUGUGUUCGCACUUCUCUUCCGGCAAACUAAUAUCUUUUGGGUGGCUGUCUUUCCCGCCGGACUUGCCGUUGCCGAUGCGCUCAAGAAAGAUGCACCUUCGACGAUGUCAGACAGAGCAGACCCUAUAUUGGCCAUACAGACCGCCUGGAAAGACGGUACAGUUCACGACUACUCUGUUCAAGAUGCGGGGCUCCAAGAUGUUGUUGUAUUUGUGCUGUCCUUGGUCGUUGCCGCCUUACGGCAACCUCUGCUAGUGCUGAAGGUUGCUUCACCUUAUAUCACCCUUUUAGGUCUGUUUGCUGGCUUCGUUGCCUGGAAUGGGAGUGUUGUCCUUGGGGACAAAUCGGCCCAUACAGCUACCAUCCAUUUUCCUCAGAUGCUUUAUAUCUGGCCAUACAUUGCAUUCUUUUCAGCGCCACUUUUGGUCAGAUCUUUGCUUGGACCGCUUGUUCCUUUUCUACCCAUGCGUCUGCAGACAGCGUGUCACGACUACCGUAUCGCCUCUAGCUUCGGGCUUCCGACGCUGCUCACAAGUGGGCUUUCCUUAGCCUGCAGCUUCCUUGCCGUCCAUUUCAACACCAUCAUCCACCCGUACACCUUGGCCGACAACCGACACUAUGUUUUCUACGUCUUCAAGAUGCUCCGACUAUAUCCAGCGCUAAAAUACCUCGCAAUUCCAGUAUACUACGCCUGUGCAUGGUCUACGAUCCAAGCGCUUGCCUCACCAGCGAAGACCAUCUCACGAGUGGUGGAGCAAGCACCGGAAGAGAAGAUUCCAACCGACCUCUCCAAAGACACAGCUGAUCGCCAUCCCUGCCAGAUAAGCUUUGUUAUCAUAUGGUUAGCUACGACUGCUCUAUCAGUGAUCACUGCCCCUCUCGUAGAGCCUCGUUAUUUUAUCAUUCCGUGGAUCAUUUGGCGGCUUCAUGUGCCGUGUGGUCAAACCACGAACUCGAGAUACCGAUACGACAUUAGAUUGGUUUUGGAGACUAUUUGGUUGCUCGCUAUCAACGCAGCAGUUUCAUAUACGUUCUUGUUCCGCACAUUCACGUGGUCUAGCGAGCCUGGUAACCUGCAGAGGUUCAUCUGGUAGGGCUGGAGAUGAAGCUAUAGGGAGAUGAAUGUUGAAUCUCAAGACGAUGUUUGGUGCUACUGCGGAAUUCACAUCUUAGGUAACAAUCAUCAAAAUGGGGUAUAACAUGAGUAUCUUUGCGCCUUCGGGCGCACUUCAGCUCUUU
Molecule: messenger RNA, 1932 nt
Organism: Alternaria rosae
Lineage: Eukaryota; Fungi; Ascomycota; Dothideomycetes; Pleosporales; Pleosporaceae
Product: alpha-2-glucosyltransferase Alg10
Exons: 5
Coding region: 114-1787 (557 amino acids)
Biological process (GO): protein N-linked glycosylation; dolichol-linked oligosaccharide biosynthetic process
Cellular component (GO): endoplasmic reticulum
Molecular function (GO): dolichyl pyrophosphate Glc2Man9GlcNAc2 alpha-1,2-glucosyltransferase activity
Source: RefSeq, a predicted model, not a curated record